GGUCGAGUGGCUUGCAUUCAUUAGCGGAGCCCGGCAGAGGAAGUAGGCCAAGCGUCGAGCGUCUCGGGGUUGAUUCCACCUCGGCCGCCGCCCCGAUAGGUGCCUUUGGAUGGUGCUAUUUGUCAACUGAAAUGUAUCCCCAGGAAUAGAUGAUCGGUGGGAGUUUCUGGAACCAGUUUGCAGCAGGUGUGCCUGGUUAAUCGUGAAGAGGGGAAAAAAUGUCUUCCGGUCGUGAUGUUUCCUCUGAUGACAUUGAUUCUAUAGCCAACUUGCUGCGGACAUUUCUACCUGACAAUGAGAACCUACCAAAAACGGACAACACUUCUCAACUACUACAUCAUGUUGAAAGCACUAUUGAUUCAACCUCCUCAACUGCUGUCUUUCAAAAUCAACAUAAUUUGCAAGUUUACUCUAAUGAGCCUAACGCUUAUGCUCAUGCAUAUGCUACUCAGAAGAAUGAACCUGAAGAGGCAAAGGUGGAAAAGUCUACAAAGUCUCCGAAGAAAGAACGACCUGAAACUCCAAUGGAGGAAGGACCAAGAGAAUCAGACCCUGAAUGGGAACCAGACAAAGAGGAGGGGUCUGGGAACUCUGACAGUGACGCGACAAUCGACAUCCCUCUCAGUGAAAUCACUGCCAUGACGUCUUCAGCAAAGAAAAAGUCUGUCCCCGGUAGAUCUAAAGAAUCCUCGAAACCUCAGCCCACACCAGCAAAUAUACCUAGUAACUCUGUAAAACGCUAUGUUUGUUUCAUCUGUGAUGCAAAAUUUUCAGAACUGGAGCCUCACAAUGAGCACAUGAAGUCCCACUGUUUUGACCCAAUAGACAUGAAGUGCUUCGACUGUGGGGAGAGGUUCAACCGAAGGACUGCGUUCAACGUUCACCGCAGGCUUUCCACGUACGAGCUCUGGGUGGAUAAAGACAAGAAACAGCAGUUUGAGUUGAACCAUGGGAGUGAAGCAAGAGAAAAUGGAGGUGACCAUGAUUUCAACACUGAACAUUACAUCUGCAACGAGUGUGGCUGUCCGUCCUACCGUUUCAAAACGUUUCUGAAGCAUGUUCGCUCGCAUAAAAUGGAAACCCCUUACGUCUUCAAGUGCUCAGCCUGUCCCGAGGGUUACCCUGCCCCGUGCCAACUACGACAGCACAUUGAUUCCCAACACUCCCUGCUCAUGCCAUUCCAGUGUGACAAAUGCCUGCGGAGGUUUAAGCUCAAGUGUUCCUUGGUCACACACACUAAGUUCUGUGAAGUAAAUCCUGAAAGUAUUCCGUACGUGAAAGAGAUGCAGUUCAUUGACCAACUGAGCCAGCAGAGAAAGUACCAAGGCACAGACGGAGAGGAGGAUGGCAUGUCUCAAUUCUCCUGUCCAAUUUGCACUGUGAUGUUCGAUUCACCUCAAGAAUUGCAAACCCAUCUUCACUAUCAUGAUGAAACCAAGCCAUACAAAUGUGAGGAAUGUGGCCGGGGCUUCAGCAACAAGCGGGCUCUGCAGAAACACGAAUCUCUCCACCAGAGUCAUGAUGAGUGCUGGUGCAAGAUCUGUGGUGUCCAGCUACUGACCAAGAGUGGCUACAACGCUCACCUGAGGGGCCACAGAAACCAAGAGAUGCUGCAGGCGGAGGCAGCCAAGGUGAAUGCUCCUUGCCCUAUACAACCACCGCCCAGCUCCUCUUCUGAGUCUGCUGCAGAAAUUUUAAUGAAAAUCAAAGUGAACAGUGAGUCUCGUGGUCGGAGAGGAGACAGUUCAGGCAAGCCUAAAACCAAUCGUAAGGGCUCUUUUAAAAAGGCCAAGUCUUAUGCCUGUCCGGUUUGUGGCAUGCUGUUCCACAGCGGUGGGGAAAAGUUCCAGGCUCAUGCUCGCCGGGAGCACAAGGACGCAGAGUUUGAAAAGUGCAAGUUGUGUUUCAAGUCAUACUUAGGUAAGGAAAACUUGGCCAGACAUCUGAGACUGCACCAGAUGUACACCACCACCUUUACUUGUGAUGACUGUGGCAAGGUGUUCAGGCGUAAGUACGCUCUGCAAGUUCAUAAGAAGCUGCACACUUUCAAGAAAUUUGUCAGUUGUGAUAUAUGUGGGCAAGAGUUCCGUUUUGUCUCCGAGGUUGAUAAGCACAAGCACACCAAGCAUCGCUAUGAUCGGAUGCUAAAUAUUUAUAAGUGUAGCAUUUGCGGGCAGCGCUUUCCAAUGUUGAGUCACCUGAGUGUUCACUGUCACAGUCAUAAUAUGCCUGAUGCAAAACCGUUCGAGUGUGAUUUGUGUAAAAUUUCCUACAGCAACAGUACAGAACUGAAGCAACACAUCUACCAAAAACACGACAAGCUCAUGAACACACUGGGAGAGGCUGUGUACAUUCCAAGCACGGGAAGCUUCAUAUCAUUCCCCGGGGGCGACGCAGCUGAUGGUGUGGUCGUUAAACCGGAAGAUAUCGGUGGAGAGGAACAAGGAGAGCAUACCAACAAGACAGGGAACGCAAAAGCCGACGGUUCUGACGCUCCAAUGGAUUUGUCAGCCUCAGAGCAAAAGAACGGCACUGAUGGUGUAGAAGUUAAAGAGGAGAAAGAUGAUAAGAGUCUGGCCCAUACGUACGUGGAUGCAUACAACUGGGCUACAAGACAGAGUACAAUACAGGCAAAGUACCUGAAGCGGUAUGUCUGUGAGGUUUGUGAUAAGGCGUUUUCUUCCAACUCUGACCUCAAAACCCAUAGAAGGACCCACAGCGGAGAAACUCCUUUUAAGUGUGAUUACUGUGAGAGAAGUUUUAAACAAAGGGGUCAUAGAAAACUUCACAUCCAGGUUGCUCACACGAAAGAAAUGCCAUAUAAAUGCCACUUGUGUGACUCUGCGUUCCCCACCCGCUAUCGGUACCAAGUUCAUGUAAAGCGUCACUCUGGGGUUAGAGAGUUCAAGUGUAACCAUUGUGAGAAAGAGUAUUACACUUUUGGAAAGCUGAAUGAGCACAAAAAGAAGCGGCACCAAGCUGAGUGGCAGGAGGAGCAGGCACAGAAACUAGCUAAAGCUCAAUAGACUUUCUUCUUCGUCUGUGGUAGUCUUCAGACUUGUCUUGAGAUGUUUCUCUUGGAUAAUAUAACCAUAACUUUUUGAAAAAGUUUAUGCGACAUGUGAAGAUAAAUUUUGCAAAUACAUGCAUAAUUCUCCCAAGUUACCUCCCAGUGUAAUGGAAAUUGUGUAAGGCAAGCUUUAAAGAUAUUCUUGGACUGUUUUUUUUAUAUAUAUAAAUAUACUAAGCCAGUUCAUCAGUUUAUUGGGAUGUUUUUCGUAGGCAGGCUUUACAAAGAAUUCCUAGAUACCUUGAAAGGUCAACUCCAAGACCCUUUUAAAUGUCUUUUUCGGGCCUUUCCUAGACUUUGAUGAAUGUCUUAUUUGGCACUAUAUGAAGUUUGUUUUAAAUAUAAUAACAAGAGCCUUUGCAUUUUUUAAAAAGAGAAUGGAAUCGGUAUAACAACCGAAAAUUUAGCUGAUCCUGUUUGGGCUGGGGUUUAUUUUUUUAUUAUUAUUAAUUUUUUUUUUUCCCCAGUUGAGUUGAAGAACUGUUUUGAUAGAUAUUAGAAGGGAGUUGAAUUUAGGUUUUUGACACCAUCCUGUAAAGAAGUAUACUGACAUGAUAAGUCAGAGUAGUAAUAAAAAUGGUAUUUGUUGGGAUGGGGGAGAGACAAAGUUUCUGCCUGAAUACUUCUCACAAUGACUUUCACCAAAAAGAUACAGUAUAUCAGGGGCAAAAAUGGAGGUGUGAUAUUGCAUUUUUGUAUUUUUAUGUAUAUUAUAACUGAAUGUUUUUUAAGAUACAUCAUGACUAUUCAGAGUAUAAUAUAAUGUUUAUGUGUUUGUUGUUGUGAUUGUGUAGUUUUAGAUCCUGCUGAAGUCUAAGUAAAAAGAUAUAAUAUUAGAAUUACUCUCCUGAAAAUUGGAAUAGGUCUGCCAUGCCACUUGUACCUUUGUAAUAGACAACAAACAAGAGAGGGGUUAUUAAACAGUUUAAACUGGGUCAAAGAAGAAGUUAAAAAAGCAACACCCAUUCUGUUUGAAUACUUAGUUGUUUUUUUUUUCUUUUGUACAAACUGUUUAUUAGUGCACGCUUCUGUCUUAUUUGCUCCUUUUAUUUUUUUGGUAGCAUUUGUAUUUAAACCUCAUCUGCUCUUAAUAAAAUGAGAUAGAGCUAACUAGCCUUAAAACUGCAACUCACAUCUUUUUUACAUUCAAAAGAAAAUUUUGGUGUACUCAAUUCUGUUUUGUUCUAGAAUUGUGUCAGCUUUUGUUCUUACAAUAACAGCUCUUUUUUUUUUUUUGAAAGCCUUUAUACAAUGAUAUAUAUAUAUAUGUGUGGAAGUAAAUAAGGAGAAGGGCUUGGUAGAGCGUUUCAUUUUUCCUUGUCAGUGUAAUUUUAGUAGCUUUUGUUGUGUAACUUAGUGUAAACUGAAAGUCAUUCUUUAAAAUGAAGAGAUUGGAUUUAUACUUUUCCUAUUGUUUUUAUCAUAAGACAGCAAAAAAUAUUUUUGGAGUGCUUUCCUAAAAAUGUCAGAAUGAUUUUUUUAGUUAAAUUGCAAUUCAUUGGAAGCUGCAGGAGUGUGUAUUUUCUCAGGAUAAUGUGUUCUUCUAUAUUUUGUACCAACACCUGUGGUAUAAUGAAUUCAGGGUUAUUCAACUCUACCUUGCCUGCAAAAGAUCUGUUGGGGUACGGUAUGGUAUUCCCACAUCCAGGGUUUGCCCUGGCUGGCAAGGUCAGACUGAGUCUCUGCAGCCUCCACCCUAAAUGAUCUAAAUUAUCAUUAGCAUAUUUCAUGUAAGGCCAUUGUAUUUCUCAUUGAAUAGUUGAGUGAGGAUAUGGAGGCCUUCAAAAUUGUUGGAUUUUUUACUGUGCCAGGAGAACGUCUCUUUUAACUUAUUUCUGAAUGGCGUAUAACUUUUGAAUGUAACAUUUACUUUCAUCUUUCUUUCAACUCUUUCUUAUUCAUGUUUGUAACACUGUAGUUGUUUUAUUUCCCUAUAAUAAAAUCGUGCCAUG
This is a messenger RNA of Aplysia californica (California sea hare), 5022 nucleotides long. Its product is annotated as zinc finger protein 728. Gene Ontology annotation, cellular component: nucleus. The coding region runs from base 219 to 3026 and encodes 935 amino acids. The record is from RefSeq and is a predicted model, not a curated record. The transcript has 4 exons. Lineage: Eukaryota; Metazoa; Mollusca; Gastropoda; Aplysiida; Aplysiidae.